AUGUGGAUACCCAUCACCUGCGCUGCGGCGAUGCUCACCCUCCUGGUCCAGGCCGGCCCGGCUACGAUGCCCCCGCUGAGCCCAGACAAGGCCUCCAUCUUCGCUGACUUGAGCCCCGCGGAGCUCCGGGCGGUCCGGACGUUCCUGAUGAGCCGCCCGGAACUGGGUCUCCAGCCCAGCAAGGGGGGCACCCUGGCCAAAAACAGCCUCUUCCUGAUCGAAAUGCUGCCCCCCAAAAAGAGCCAGGCCUUGUGCUACCUGGCCUCCGGCGCGCAGGCCCCGCGCCGACGGGCCCGGGCGGUGGUCUUCUUCGGCGCCGGGCCCCAGCCCAACGUCACCGAGUACGUGGUGGGCCCGCUGCCCGUGCCCACGUUCUACCGGCCCUCGGGCCGGCCGGCGGCCUUCUCCGCCAGGCCCAUGAGCCAGCUGGAGUACCAGCUGCUCUUCGACAAGCUGGUGGACCUCCUGGCCCCCUUGACCCAGCUCCUGACCGACGUCUCCGGCUUCGGCCUCCGGGACUGCGGCCAGCGCUGCCUGACCUUCACCGACAUCGCCCCGCGGGGCCUCGCCUCCGGCGAACGGCGGACCUGGAUCAUCCUGCAGCGCGCCGUCGAGGGCUUCUUCCUCCACCCGGUGGGGCUGGAAGUCCUCAUCAACCACCGGCACCUGGACCCCACCCGCUGGUCCAUCGAGAAGGUCUGGUACAACGGGAAGUAUUUCGACACGCCGCAGGAACUGGCGCGGCAGUACGCCCAGGGCAAGGUGCCCGCCGUCAAGCUGGUGCCUUACCCGGAGCAGACCCUCUUCUCCAGCUUCGUGCCGCGCGGGAAGUUCGGCGGGGAGCCCCCGACCAACACCCACGGCGCCAAGGUGUGCGAGCCGCAGGGACGCCAGUACUCGGUGAGCGGGAACCUGGUGAAGUACGCCGGGUGGAGCCUGGCUUUCCGCCUGCGCACCUCCACCGGCCUGCAGCUCUUCGACGUGCGGUUCAACGGCGAGCGGGUGGCCUACGAGCUGAGUGUGCAGGAGGCCAUCGCCUUCUACGGCGGCAACUCGCCGGCCGCCAUGCAGACCAAGUACAUCGACGUGGGCUGGGGCAUGGGCAGCGUCACCCACGAACUGGCGCCGGGCAUUGACUGUCCGGAAUCGGCAACCUUCCUGGACGCGUACCACCACUACGACGCCGACGGGCCGGUCCGCUAUCCCCGGGCCAUCUGCGUCUUCGAGCUGCCCACCGGCGUGCCCCUGCGGCGCCACUUCGACAGCAACUUCCAGGGGGGGUCCACCUUCUACGCCGGGCUGGAGGGUCACGCCCUGGUGAUCCGGGCCACUUCCACCGUCUACAACUACGACUACAUUUGGGACUUCCUGCUCUUCCCAAACGGAGUCCUGGAGACCAAGGUCCACGCCACGGGCUACGUCCACACCUCCUUCUACACGCCGGAGGGGCUCGCCUACGGCACCCGUCUCCACACGCACUUGCUGGGCAACAUCCACACCCACCUGGUGCACUACAAGGUUGACCUGGAUGUUGCAGGGACGGCCAACAGCUUCGAGACGGUGGACAUCGCCUUUGAGAACAUCUCCCUCCCCUGGGAACCGAGCCACCGGCUGGUGCAGCCCCGGUUGAAGCCCGAGCCGCGCCUGCGGGAACGCCAGGCGGCCUUCCCCAUCGGCAAACCCCUGCCUCGCUACUUCCUGUUUACCAACCCGAGCCAGAAGAACCGCUGGGAUCACCUGCGCAGCUACCGCCUCCAGCUCAACUCCCACGCCGGCCUGGUCCUGCCUCGGAAAUGGAAGGAAGAGAACGGGGUCACCUGGAGCAGGUACCACUUGGCUGUGACACAGCAGCACGAGAACGAAGGCGUCAGCAGCAGCUUGUACAUCCAGAACGAUCCCUGGAAUCCCAGCGUGAGCUUUGAAAACUUUCUCCGGAAGGACGAGAGCAUCGACAAGCAGGACCUGGUGGCCUGGGUGACGGUGGGCUUCCUCCACAUCCCCCAUUCGGAAGACAUCCCCAACACGGCCACCCCCGGCAACAUGGUGGGCUUCCUGCUGCGCCCCUUCAACUUCUUCGACGAAGACCCCUCGGUGGCAUCCCGUCGCACGGUCAUCGUGCGUCCCGGAGAGGCCGGGAGCCGGGAUGGCGUGCGAAUUCAGCGCUGGACGCCGGAGAGCCCCGGGCAGUGCGUGACGAAAGAGCCCUUCAGCUACAACGGCACGUACCGCCCGAUCUAG
Messenger RNA from Protobothrops mucrosquamatus (brown spotted pit viper), 2238 nucleotides. It is a transcript of the gene AOC1, whose product is annotated as amine oxidase copper containing 1. The transcript is spliced from 4 exons. The coding region runs from base 1 to 2238 and encodes 745 amino acids. Gene Ontology annotation, biological process: amine metabolic process; response to antibiotic. Gene Ontology annotation, molecular function: copper ion binding; quinone binding; primary methylamine oxidase activity. The record is from RefSeq and is a predicted model, not a curated record. Gene Ontology annotation, cellular component: plasma membrane. NCBI's taxonomy places the organism in Eukaryota, Metazoa, Chordata, Lepidosauria, Squamata, Viperidae.